AGGCCACUAUCGCACGAAAGAGUUCAAUUUUCACAUCAAACCAAACAUGAAUUAUAAAUAUUCACUUCUAUACAUAAUAAUAUCAUUCUAACCCACAAACCCAUCAAUAAUUUCCACCCAACUCUCUCCAACAAUGAGCUUACUUUAUCAUGAGGAGCCACCAAAUCCCACUAGCAGAUGCAAAUUCCUCACCUCAACCCUCAAGGAUGCUUUUGCCAAGUGCCAAACGUGCCGUGGACGGAUUUCUUCAAGAAACGCGGAUGAAGAGGAUUCAGGGAGCAAUGCGGAUGAUGAUCAAGAAGUAGUUGUUUCAGAGAUUCGAAGCAGAGCAAUGGAAGCAAAAACAAGACGUAAAGCCAGCUUUUCGAUGGAUAGCUUUAACUGGAUCAUCUCUCCAAGUACCGGAGAAUUGUUCACAGCUCCAAAUGCAAUGCAAAAAAAUGAGGACAGUGAUCAUGAAGAAAAAGAGGACUUCUUCUCUGUUGGCAGUUGUCUCUCUCGCUGCUCGACUGUUAGAAGUGUGGAAGAAUUUUUUUCUGUCAAGACACAAUUUUCUCGGUGUUCAAGCUUAAGCAGGCUUGAUUGUCGCGAUUUCAGGACCUUUGUCGUUCAGGAGUUCUGGCAUGGCAUUGAUUAUCAAGAAUUGUUGCGUCGGCGCUCAAUUAUUCAAGAGUUUUGUCACUGUAAGGGGUGGCCUUUUGGUCUCUGCCGGAAGGCUCUACUGCUUCCACCUCUGCCCAAAUCUCCAUCGGAGUCAUGGUCAUGGCGUAAAGGUGCUAGACUGGUGAAGCUACCUUGAUGAAAUGAUGUUUUCCUGUAGUUCUUGACUGCAAAAUAAUGUGAGAAUAAAAAGUGCAUUUAGUGUUGACAUUAAUGUAAUAAUGCAUAAAAGAAGAUUUGAGUUGCAACUGAAAAAGGAAUAUACCUUUCCAUUGCUAAUGAGCAGUUUCAUCCACUUAUCUCUUAUUUGUUGAAGAGAUGAGUGCUUUGGUGAGUGCAUAAUAGUACUAAAAAGUCUAAAAUCAUCUUGUGGAAAAUGUCAUCAUCAUCCAUUAUUAUGUCAACAAAGCUAUGUUUAUAUAAUUUCGACAAAUAUACAUCCAA
Messenger RNA from Camellia sinensis, 1104 nucleotides. RefSeq lists its product as uncharacterized. The record is from RefSeq and is a predicted model, not a curated record. Lineage: Eukaryota; Viridiplantae; Streptophyta; Magnoliopsida; Ericales; Theaceae. Gene Ontology annotation, biological process: protein histidyl modification to diphthamide. Gene Ontology annotation, molecular function: metal ion binding. Gene Ontology annotation, cellular component: cytosol.